UUUGCUUCAUCUGCUCUGGACCCGCCACUCGGAAGGAACUCCGUGACGGGGGCUCAAGGCGCUGGUUAAAGCGAAGUGCGACUGACAGCUGCCCGACCACGUGCUUCAAACCUGUUCCACUUCCGGGGGCCCUCGUGUCAGCCGUUCCCCAAGCGCUGGAGCAAAUGACGAUAACAAGAUCAAGGGCCCCCGUCUCGGCCCGGCGGCCCCGCAGGACUAGAAGGUGACUGGUUCGGGUGAAAAAGAGGACGAAAGUUUGCGUGAAAUCCUGAGCCCAUUUGACAUAUAAGGAAGCGUUUCCAGGAAGGAGUCUGUGGAGCCGCUUCCUGGACGAUGUUUCCCGGCCUGCAGGAGGCGCUCCAGUCCAGACCUUGACCCCUUCCGAGGCUGUUGGGUACUGAUCUCGGAUUCCUGGAUCAAGGAAGUGACGCAAAUCGCGGUCUGAAUUAUCAUCCUCUUAGUUUCACCACUUCCUCUCGCGAGAUCCCGAGGCGGCCUGUCAUGUGAUCAUCCAAGAUGGCGGCGCCCAGUGCUGCUGCGGUGGUAGCUGAGAACUCGGCUCCCGUGUAUUUGGUGGUGAGCGGGAUCCCCGCGGGCCUGCGCUCGGCCCAACUGAGGAACUAUUUCAGCCAAUUCCGAGAGCAGCGCGGCGGCCGCGACGCCGGCUUCCUCUGCUUCCACUACCGCCACCGACCUGAGCGGGCUCUGGCCCCGGAAGCGGCCCCCGGCUCAGCACCCCCAGCCCCAGCCUGCGAUCCCGCGCCUGUCCAAGCCCCGGCCUCCCCGCCCCAGACCUCCGAUCUGCCGGCGGCUCCUGCUCUGCCUUCAGCCGCAGCCCCUCCCUCCACCUGCUGCUGCGUGAUCUCGGUGCGGGGGCCGGCCCAGGCCGAGCGGUUCCUGCGCAUGUACUCGGGCCGCCCUUGGCUCGAUUCUCAGGGGAACUGGCUGCCGGGACGCUGCCGCAUCCGCAGGCUCCGGCUCCCCGUGCAGGAGGCAGGUGUUGAUCCCUUUCCUUUCAAGACCCGGAAGGAGUUGCAUAGGAGAAGGACCACAAGUGAAGUUUUCACACUGGCUGACCUCAUACAGCUACCAGAAUUGAACCCUCCAGCCUUGAUGCCCAAUGGGAACGUGGGCACCCCAAUGCGUAUCUUCUUAGAGCUGAUCCGAGCCUGUCGGCUACCCCCUCGCAUCAUUACACAGCUGCAGCUGCAGUUCCCCAAGACAGGUUCCUCCCGGCGAUACGGCAAUGUGCCCUUUGAGUAUGAAGACUCAGAGACUGUCGAUCAGGAAGAGCUGGUGUACACAGCACAGGGGGAGGAGAUCCCCAAAACCCCCCAAGGAGCCUUGCCCACAACCAUCACAACUGGAACCCAAGAAGGGCCAAAAGAAGAGGAAGAGGAGUCUCAUUCAGAUGAUGACAAUGACACGUGUGAGGAGUGGGAGCGACACGAAGCCUUGCAUGAGGAUGUGACGGGCCAGGAGCGCACCACAGAACGGCUUUUUGAGGAAGAGAUUGAGCUCAAAUGGGAGAAAGGUGGCUCUGGGCUCGUGUUUUACACAGAUGCUCAGUACUGGCAGGAAGAAGAAGGAGAUUUUGAUGAGCAAACAGCUGAUGACUGGGACGUGGAUAUGAGCAUAUACUAUGAUCGAGAUGGUGGAGACAAAGAUGCUCGUGACUCCGUCCAGAUGCGCUUGGAACAGAGACUUCGUGAUGGCCUGGAGGAUGGCACUUUUGAGCAUCACACAAAGGGUAUUGGAAGGAAGGUGAUGGAGCGACAAGGCUGGGCUGAGGGACUUCGUGAUGGCCUGGAGGAUAGCUCUGUGGUCAGCCACCAAGUUGUUUCCUUUGAGCAUCACACAAAGGGUAUUGGAAGGAAGGUGAUGGAGCGAAAAGGCUGGGCUGAGGGACUUCGUGAUGGCCUGGAGGAUAGCUCUGUGGUCAGCCACCAAGUUGGCUCCUUUGAGCGUCACACAAAGGGUAUUGGAAGGAAGGUGAUGGAGCGACAAGGCUGGGCUGAGGGCCAAGGCCUGGGCAGUAACUGCUCAGGAGUGGCUGAGGCCCUAGACAAUGAUGGGCAGAAUCCCAGAUGUAAGCGGGGAUUAGGAUACCAUGGAGAGAAAUUGCAGUCUUUUGGACAGCCUAAGAAACCACGUGGGACCAGCCUGGGGCUCAUCUCCACCAUCUAUGAUGAACCCCUUGCUCAGGACCAGGGUGACGACCUGCUUCGACGCCAGCCACCUACCAGCCUGAAGUUCCGAGCAGAUAUGACCUUUGUGAGAGGCUCAGACCUGGACAGCUUUUCCCACAACUCAUCAGAUCCUGAGUGACUGGAACAGGAAUGCCACACAUGGUGGCGAGAAUCACAGCAUCUCCCUGACUUUUCUGUUCUUGAGGCCAAAGGGAGUGAUUGGCUGUAGGAUCCAGAUUUUCCCAGAGAAGAGAAUGGCAAGAGAGAGCUGGGAACCAGUCAGCUUUCUCACUUCUCUUCCUUCCCAUAUGCUACCUCAAGACUGCAAUUUUAUUUAUUUUUUAAAAAACACCAUUUGUUAUGCUGUUCAGCUCUGGUGGUUUUUCCUUAUGGAUUUUAAUCUCUUAUUUGGUUUUGGCCUGGGUUCUUCCCUAGAACACUGGUAAUAGUGUUGGCUCUGUCCCUUCCUUCGUCCUCUGAAGCAAGGUGUCAUUUGUCAAGACCAGGCCAGAUUUUUCCUGCAUACAGUGCUGGCCAAAUAGGAGUGGACAUGGCAGCCUGAGCCCAUUCUACUUACUAAUCCUUCUGUGAAGGGCAGACAGACACACAACAGAAUAAAGUUUUUGUCUGUAUAACCAAAUUGUUUUCCAUUUUCAAGGAGGGAACCUAUUUGCCUCUCCCCACAGCUUCUAAUUAAGAGUCCUCAACCCCAUUUUACCUCUCAUUGGAUCUUAAACAGCCACAAACAAAGAGAUUCCAGGAUCCCAGAAAGAAAAACUCAUUGAGGGUCUGGAUAUUCCAGUAAACACAAAUUAGUUUCUUGAAGAUAUUAUCCGAAAUAGUGUUGAAUGUUUCUCACAUUGUCAUAUGAAAUUUAAUUAUGUGCUUACAUUCUGUUUCAAUUAUAAUUACUAAGUGAACCAUACUGGCACAGCAACUGGCUAAUGGUUCAUGUACGCUAGUUUGAGUGACUGGGACAAAUCUAAAGUGAAAUUAUUAGGGAUAGAUGUUGAGUCCUCUGCUUAAGCUAUACAAAUACAAAAUUAUGGAAGUAUAGAUAGAGUAGCUCAUAUGAAAAAGAUCUUGGAAGUUGAAUAAAUUCCGCGUUACAAAUAGGCUCCAUUAGGAGAAGAAUCUUGCUAAACAAGUGAGGUCAAAAGGACUCAUGCACUUUUCCUGGGGAACUGUGUUCCAGUUCCAUCCUGUCAAACACACUUUAGGAAGGAUCUUGACAAGAUGGAGGCCUGGACACCACUCCAUAUGAGAUCUGGCUGUAGGACCAGGGAUAGUUUAAAGUGGAAAAAAUAGAGUAGGUGGGACAUACAAACUGGUUUCAUAUAGGAAAAGCUUCCAGAACAAUUAGCAUUGUCCAGAAAUAGCAUGGACUACCUUUCCCUGAAGAUCUUCAAGUAGAUAUCUGCCCACUGGUCAGGGGUCUUUGGGAGGCAAGUGGCACUUAUGGUAAAGUUAGGAAUCAACUGAUAAUAUAAUCAGCAAAACAAAUGCUUAGCAUGUGUCCUCUUCCUUUUUAUUUAUAAUUUACAUUGACAAUCAUUUCCUGUUGGUGUUUUCUUUAAAAUAAUAUAUGAUGGUUCUUUGGCUGUAGGUUUCUUGGGGAGGUUUUCUGGAGGCAGCCUU
This is a messenger RNA of Sarcophilus harrisii (Tasmanian devil), 3827 nucleotides long. It is a transcript of the gene GPATCH3, whose product is annotated as G-patch domain containing 3. Lineage: Eukaryota; Metazoa; Chordata; Mammalia; Dasyuromorphia; Dasyuridae. Gene Ontology annotation, biological process: negative regulation of type I interferon production; positive regulation of DNA-templated transcription; negative regulation of RIG-I signaling pathway. The transcript has 9 exons. Gene Ontology annotation, molecular function: nucleic acid binding. The record is from RefSeq and is a predicted model, not a curated record. Bases 517 to 2328 code for a protein of 603 amino acids.